ACCUUCCUUAUGAAAUCCUAUAUAAAUCCCCAAAACCUAUUCCCCUUCUUCCUAGGUAAAGUUCAGCACUCCGAUCCGACGUAUCUUUUCUCACCGGCGCCACCACUCACCGUCCGUUGCAGGCGAUUUCCCCGGCAGCAACAUGGGACGCGUUCGCACCAAAACAGUGAAGAAAUCUUCCCGUCAAGUCAUUGAGCGCUACUACUCGCGCAUGACUCUGGACUUCCAUACGAACAAGAAGAUUCUGGAAGAGGUCGCCAUUAUCCCUUCCAAGAGACUCCGAAACAAGAUAGCCGGAUUCUCCACUCACCUCAUGAAGCGGAUCCAAAAGGGACCUGUUCGCGGCAUUUCUCUGAAGCUUCAAGAGGAAGAGCGCGAGCGCCGAAUGGACUUCGUCCCUGAUGUCUCCGCCAUUAAAACUGAUCAAAUCGAGGUCGAUAGGGAGACUCUCGAUAUGCUUUCUGCUCUUGGAAUGACCGAUAUUCCGGGGAUAGUUCAGGUCGAUCCGACUGUGCCACAGCAGGUUGCGUUCGGAUUGGGCGGUCGCGGUAGGAGGUACUGAGAUUAUUCGCUAGGGUUUUGAUUUUUAUUUUUUUAAUCUCAUUUUCGGUUGAGGCUCAGUUUUGGUUAUGAGGAUUGUUAGUUUCUGAUAUGCUAAAGGUUAUGGAAUUUACAUAUUAAUUUCGAAUUAUCAAAUUCAAUAGAGAGAUUCUGUUUCUUCU
Molecule: messenger RNA, 722 nt
Organism: Cucurbita moschata (crookneck pumpkin)
Lineage: Eukaryota; Viridiplantae; Streptophyta; Magnoliopsida; Cucurbitales; Cucurbitaceae
Product: 40S ribosomal protein S17-like
Exons: 1
Coding region: 143-562 (139 amino acids)
Biological process (GO): translation
Cellular component (GO): ribosome
Molecular function (GO): structural constituent of ribosome
Source: RefSeq, a predicted model, not a curated record